UCUCAGACCAGUGCAAUGAAUACUAAGCACAUGGCUUGCAUGGUUAUAAGUAGACGCCAUAUCUGGGCGAUGGCCCAAAUUCUUUUCAAACGCUAGAUGGAAGGGAACUUAAAGCACAUCUGAUAUCAUUCACGGAGUACGAACUCAUUCCUCUAGUUCCUUGGUGUGGCAAGACAAACAGGACGCGUACUCUAUUCUGCGAUAUGGGGCGAACACUGACAUAUCCCAAGCGGUCUUCCAACACUGUCAACCGCUACAAACACCGAGCCACUUAUGACUUGAAGGCAAUCCAUACCAUCGUCAAUUCGAGCCAGGUACUCCAUGUGUCUUUUUCCCCUGGGCCAUCCGAUCCUUUCCCCGCAAUUUUGCCCAUGAUCGGGCAGAUGGGCUCAUUCGAUUACCCGUCGGCCGGCAUUGACGAACCCUUGGACUGCUAUCUUCAUGGAUAUGUCAGCUCACGGAUUAUGAAUCUGGCUCGGGACUCUGAGGGUGAUGGAUUGCCCAUUUGUGUCGCUGCCAGCAGAGUGGAUGGGUUAAUCCUCUCCUUAACGCCUAAUUCACACAGUUAUAACUACCGGUCCGCUGUAUUGCACGGAUAUGCCAAAUUAGUGACUGGCGAAGCUGAAAAGCUCUACGCAAUGGAAUUAAUCACCAACUCAGUACUCUCCGAUCGCUGGGAGCAUUCUCGAGUGCCACCAGACAGUGCAGAAAUGUCUUCUACUGUCAUCCUCAAGGUCAAAGUCGUCGAUGGUAGUGGCAAGAUCCGAGACGGUGGUGUUUCGGAUGAAAAGAAGGAUACAACGAACGAUGAGGUCACCAGCCGUGUCUGGACCGGUGUUGUGCCCGUUUGGGAGACAUUUGGAGAGCCCGUUCCAAGUCCUGAGAACAAAGUAACAGAAGUGCCUGACUAUAUCACUCGGUUUGUCGCAGAUAAGAAUAAUCAAAAUCGGCGGUAUGCACAGGAGGCAGUUCAUAUGACACUUCCCCUUGAGGAACAGCAUUAGUUCUGUUGGCUUAAUGGGUCCAUUCCUUGCUUUUAUUAUCAAGUUUAUGACUAUAAGGACGAUUUAUGAUAGCUAGAAGCGCCGAAUUUACUAAAUUACAAACUCACUGUCAGUGGCAUCUGGAAGCUUACUACGAGUCAGGUAGGUUGGGCGAGCUGUGGUUUACAAUAAGUAGAAGAAGAAGAGAUUUGGCAAAGUUAAUAUUGUCUCCUUUCGUUGUACCCCGAAAUAUAAUUACAGCGGAGAAUGAGUUGCAAUA
Aspergillus caelatus is the source of this 1263-nucleotide messenger RNA. RefSeq names its product pyridoxamine 5'-phosphate oxidase family protein. The coding region runs from base 204 to 1004 and encodes 266 amino acids. The record is from RefSeq and is a predicted model, not a curated record. NCBI's taxonomy places the organism in Eukaryota, Fungi, Ascomycota, Eurotiomycetes, Eurotiales, Aspergillaceae. The transcript has 2 exons.